Sitodiplosis mosellana (orange wheat blossom midge) is the source of this 1716-nucleotide messenger RNA. RefSeq names its product solute carrier family 35 member F6 (gene Tango9). Gene Ontology annotation, cellular component: Golgi membrane; intracellular membrane-bounded organelle. Gene Ontology annotation, molecular function: pyrimidine nucleotide-sugar transmembrane transporter activity. Gene Ontology annotation, biological process: pyrimidine nucleotide-sugar transmembrane transport. The transcript has 5 exons. Bases 313 to 1461 code for a protein of 382 amino acids. Lineage: Eukaryota; Metazoa; Arthropoda; Insecta; Diptera; Cecidomyiidae. The record is from RefSeq and is a predicted model, not a curated record.
UAUUCGGUCGUUGUCAUUGUGGUGAUAAUUCCUUAGUUUUCUACUCUAUGCUCAGCAUUCAUGUGUUGCCAUUCGUAACAGUUGCAACUUAUUCAUCGUUCCUGUUGUUUUUUCUAUCUCUUUUGCGUUUAUUUUCGCUUCUGUUAGAUUUUCUUUUUUGUUCGAUUGUUGGUUUUGUAUGUGUGUUUGACUGAACUCCGAUCCCAAGCAUCGCACUAUUUGACUCAGUUAUUUUUUUUAAGGCGUAACACUUUUUCGUGAUAAAAUUGUUGACAUUUUUUUUAAAUCCAAAAUCUCAAGUCAUUCUGUGCGAUGGCAUUUACAAAUUAUCAAAUAUUUCUUGCGCUUCUGCAAAUCACUACCGGUUCAAUCAAUACACUCAGUACAAAAUGGGCUGAUACAGUCGAAUCGGCCGAUUCUUCUGGUAACAAGAAGGAGUUUAAACAUCCGUUUGUGCAAGCAUGUGCCAUGUUUUUGGGGGAAUUCCUUUGUCUUCUCACUUUCAAAGCGGUCUACUUUACAUUGCGUAGAAAACGGGAUGGAUCCGAAGACGAAAAUACAUUGACUAAGGGAACGCGGGAAUUCAAUGCAUUCACUUUAUAUAUCCCUGCUAUCUGUGAUAUGGUCGGUACGUCACUCAUGUACAUUGGCUUGAAUUUGACCUUUGCAUCAAGUUUCCAAAUGUUCCGUGGUGCCGUUAUUAUUUUCGUGGCAUUGCUGAGCGUGGCAUUCUUGCAACGUCGUCUCGUUGCCCGAGAAUGGAUCGGCAUCUUUGUCAUUGUACUCGGUUUGGCUAUGGUUGGUGCAGCCGAUAUGUUGGUGUCCACGGAUGAUUCAAAACACUCUAGAAACGAUAUCAUUACCGGAGAUCUACUUAUUUUGACCGCCCAAAUAAUCACCGCCGUUCAAAUGGUCUACGAAGAGAAAUUCGUUGCUGGCCUUGAUAUUCCUGCAUUGCAAGCCGUUGGAUACGAAGGACUGUUCGGUUUUGCAACACUCGGUGCACUUUUGGUGCCAUUCUACUACAUCAAAGUUGGCCCACCGUUCAGCGACAAUACAACCGGCUCAUUGGAAAAUGUCUUCGAUGCCUUGUAUCAAAUUAAAAAUAGUUGGCAAAUUUUGGUCUCCAUCUUGGGUACAGUCGUUUCGAUUGCAUUCUUCAAUUAUGCUGGUAUUAGUGUGACCAAAGAGAUUUCGGCCACUACACGUAUGGUUUUGGAUUCGGUGCGUACCCUGGUGAUUUGGGUCUUCUCAAUGGUCAUCGGCUGGCAAGUCUUUCAGCCGUUGACAUUGUGUGGUUUCGUUUUCCUUCUGUUUGGUAUGUGCCUCUACAAUAAUAUAUUGAUUUGCCAAACGUAUCGAUUUAUUCGUGAUUCGUGCACUCGUCGUAUCUAUGGUAAUGUUGUGAACGAAACCAAUGUCAUCGUCAAUCGCCCCGCCGAUGAUACUUCUAAUCCAUGAAUUGUUUUUUUUUGUUAAAACUUUUGUUAUAAAAAAGAAAACAAGUCUGAUCCCAACUCGAAUUUCGUUUCAACCGGCAAACUUAACUAAAUAUUUUUCAGAUAAAAUGCGCCACAUUAGUUUUAAUUUAGAGAAAUUGUUUAUUGAACUACAGAUUUUAUUAGAACAAUAACAAACUACGAAUUAUAGAGAUAUUACAUUUUUUGAUUUCUGACGUCAAUAAAUAAAUGAAAUUUUUACUUUAUAUCGAUAAAA